AGGGGCGCGCGGGGAGGGGGCGGGGCUCCAGGGGCGCGCGGGGAGGGGGCCGGGUAUAAGAAGGCGCGGCGGAGGGGCUGGGCUCAGUCCUGCCCCUUUGGACCCUGCGGCGGUGUUGUUAUUGGAUUUCUCUCCAGGAGCAGGAAGUUGCAAGGGACUAAAAAGGCAAAAUGGGCGUCGAAGGUGGCAUGAAGUGUGUGAAGUUCCUGGUCUUCUUCUUCAAUUUCAUAUUCUGGCUUUGCGGCAUUGCACUGAUCGCCCUGGGGGUUUAUGUACAGAUUGAGCUCAACAAAACAUUGCAGACGACUGGCUCAAUCUCUUCCUCAGGUGCCUCCAUCAUCAUUUUGUCUGUCGGCGUGAUUGUCUUCUUCAUUUCCUUCUUCGGUUGCUGUGGAGCAAUAAAAGAGAACUACUGCAUGGUCACCACGUUUGCUGUCCUGCUGACGCUGAUCUUCCUGGUGGAGAUCGCUGCUGCCAUUGCUGGUUAUGUCUUCAAGGAUAAGGUGAGGACAGUAAUUGAUACUGAAAUCAGAGCAGAAAUGAAUCAGUACAAUAACUCGGACAUUGCCAAGGGUUUGGAUGACGUGCAGAGGACUUAUCGCUGCUGUGGUGCUUCCAAUUAUAGUGACUGGUUUCACGUGAAAGGGUUUGAGCCUCAACGUGUGCCUAGAUCAUGCUGCAAGAAUGACACGGAUUGCACAAGGAACCCAACGGAUGCUAAUGUCUACACAGAGGGUUGUGUGUCAAAAAUAGAGGCCUGGAUGAAGAAACAUUUUAUAAUUGUGGCCGGAGUGGCACUGGGCAUUGCUUUCUUUGAGCUCCUUGGCAUUAUAUUUGCCUGCUGCCUCAUGAAAGGAAUUCGCAGCGGCUAUGAGGUUAUGUAGCCCCCACUCUUCCUGUUACUGCAAUUACAAAACUCUGGAAUAUUUCUGUCUCAUCUUCUGGGGAUGCAGCUGGCCAUCACAUGCCAACGGAAUGAAGUCGGGUGCAGGUCUCCUCUUCUGUUGCCUUUCUUGAAAAUAUAUGGUGCCCUGAAAAGAUUCACAUGUUGCCUUAUUUACCUAUCUAUCUACCCUUAUUUUUCUCACAGGGAAGAGAUUCUAUUUCCCACAUUUCAUCCCCUUACCCUAGUGGGCAGCUUGUGAUACAUGAAUGCUGUUAUAUAUCAACAGACUUUUCUCCUAACUGUGAAUAGGCACUCUUGAAGUUUUGCUUCUUUCAAAUUCAUACUCCCUUAAAGACUUCUAGGCUGCAGCUUUCCCCUGGUAACACACUCAUAGGAAGUAGACACUCCUCUAUCUUUAGGAUGUUCCCUUUCCUUUGUGGAAAGGUGGGCUUUUGAAUCAAGCAGGGGCAGUUGUUCUGGAGGCCAUGAUGAGAUGGAAAAUUGUGGGGUUUGAUUUUUUUUUUUAGCCAGUAAAUCACUAUUUUGGAAAAUAAAAAACAUUGUUUCUCCCA
Molecule: messenger RNA, 1458 nt
Organism: Anolis carolinensis (green anole)
Lineage: Eukaryota; Metazoa; Chordata; Lepidosauria; Squamata; Anolidae
Gene: cd63
Product: CD63 molecule
Exons: 8
Coding region: 171-884 (237 amino acids)
Biological process (GO): regulation of vascular endothelial growth factor signaling pathway
Cellular component (GO): plasma membrane
Source: RefSeq, a predicted model, not a curated record